GUUUAUUUCAACUCCUCGCAUUUGCCAAACAACUUUCACACUUUCCCUCAAAAAGGAGUACUAGCUAAAAACGACGAUGUUACUUCCACACUCACUCCGCCUUCCCUCCCUCCUCGCCGUCACCAUCCGGCUCUCCCACGCCGCUGCUCCCCCAUCCCUCAAGAUCCUAAACAACCGUGUCCUUGACUGCGCCCACAACAUCACCACCACGCUCACCUCGCCCUCAUCAUCCUCCCUCUUUCCUUCCUCAAACACUACCCUUAUAAACAUCAUCAUCGACACCACUACCUCGCAUCCAAACAACUCGGGAGACGCGAAUGACCGCGAUGCCCUAGCGUAUACGGAUAGUACGCCCGAGGGGGAGUGGUAUAGCGCGUGCACCGUGUGCGUGGAAGUGGGACUAGCAGAAGGGGGAAAAGGUAGAAGAAGAGGUGUGCUGACGGGCCUGGAGUACGACUAUGACCAUUAUCUUGAGAGGGGGUUGCUGGAAGGGGUGGUUAGUCAUGCUAGGAGGGAGAGGGAUGGCGGUGAGCAAUGGUUCGAAACGUCGUAUUACUAUGGACCCACCCCCAGCCCUCCUCCCGACGCGCCUCCUCGAGAUCCUGAACUUCCAGAGCCGCCAGCGGCCAGGGAAUAUUUGCUUGCGUAUAUUCCUGGGGCUAGUGAGCCUCUCGUGUUUGAUUUGGAGUCUCAGAAUAACAGCGGUGAUGGCAAGGGGACUGGGGGUAGGACGUCGGACGAAGUGUGCUUAGAGACAAACUUUGCAGUGUAUAACCGUAUAGGGGUAAAGGGUUCAAAGGGGGAGAUUGCCAGACGGAGUGUUUUUAGGGUGGGAGUGGGGGUGGAAUGGGAGUGA
Messenger RNA from Westerdykella ornata, 856 nucleotides. RefSeq lists its product as uncharacterized. The transcript has 2 exons. Lineage: Eukaryota; Fungi; Ascomycota; Dothideomycetes; Pleosporales; Sporormiaceae. The record is from RefSeq and is a predicted model, not a curated record. The coding region runs from base 77 to 856 and encodes 259 amino acids.